Messenger RNA from Pristis pectinata (smalltooth sawfish), 4044 nucleotides. It is a transcript of the gene nab1b, whose product is annotated as NGFI-A binding protein 1b (EGR1 binding protein 1). The record is from RefSeq and is a predicted model, not a curated record. The transcript is spliced from 8 exons. Gene Ontology annotation, biological process: negative regulation of DNA-templated transcription. Lineage: Eukaryota; Metazoa; Chordata; Chondrichthyes; Rhinopristiformes; Pristidae. Bases 444 to 1994 code for a protein of 516 amino acids. Gene Ontology annotation, molecular function: transcription factor binding; transcription coregulator activity. Gene Ontology annotation, cellular component: nucleus.
GUGUGGGAGUGAGUAUGAGCAAGAGCGGAAUAUCCCAUACAGCCCGGAGGGGGAGGAGGUUGUGCAGAGGCUGUGUGUGAGUGUGUAUGUAUGUGUGUGAGGCUGACAGAGUGGAGGAGGAGGAAGAGAAGAAGAAGAAAGUUGAGGGGUGGGGAAGGGGAAAAGAAACAAACCAAGAACCAUAGCAGCGUGGGGCGGGCUGUAAUUAGAGCCGCGGGCAGGGCGAGAGGGAGAGCGUGUCAACAUCGCAAGAGUGAGUGCAGGGAGUGGGAUCCUCCUCCUCCUCCUCCCCCCUCUCCCUCUGCCCCACGGUGUUCGAGGCAUUGGCGCGAUCAGAGCCGCCGGGACGGCAGGCGACAAAGUUCUCAGUUGGCUCCACAGCACCCAGUUACAACAGCAGAGAGUGGGAGAGACUCCUAGUGCACCAGGUGCUGCAGUUGGUCAUGGCAACUUCAUUACCAAGGACCCUUGGUGAAUUGCAACUCUAUCGUAUUCUGCAGCGAGCCAAUCUCUUGUCUUAUUACGAUGCUUUCAUUCAGCAAGGCGGAGAUGACGUGCAGCAGCUCUGUGAAGCAGGGGAGGAGGAAUUCUUGGAGAUCAUGGCCUUGGUUGGCAUGGCUAGCAAACCUCUGCAUGUCAGGAGGUUGCAAAAAGCUCUAAGAGACUGGGUGACAAAUCCUUCUGUCUUUAAUCAACCACUGAACUCUCUUCCGGUCAGUAGCAUCCCACUGUACAAAAUAUCUGAGGGCUCAGCUGCCUACCCUGGAUCAAAUGCUAACAGUCAUGAAAGAAACAAUAACCUUCGGGAGCCUCCUGUAAAGUUUCCAAAAUGCUUGGCUGCCUUGUGUGGACAGGGAGUGGGGCCAAAUAAGCCUGGCUUAGCAGGGAGUUCACCACUGCAGAUACCUAAUGAGCCACGGUUCUGGCAAGGACAGUCCACAACUGAGAGUGAACAUAGUCUUUCCCCUGCUGAUCCCUCGUCUCCAUCCUCGCCAAGGGAAAAUGGUGAAACUCUAGAUGCUGCUGCUGUCAUUGCAAUCACAGAAUCUGUUGAACGUUUGAUUCAAGGCAUCCGAAAAACAGACAAGAAUGAAGUGAAAGAGUUUUUAAGAACCAAUAAGAAGUUAGCAAAAAUGAUCAGUCACAUCUUUGACAUGAACGAUGGUGACCCUCACAGAGAAGAAGAAAUACGAAAAUAUAGUGCGAUAUAUGGACGGUUUGAUUCCAAAAGGAAAGAUGGAAAGCAUCUUACACUUCAUGAGCUAACUGUUAAUGAAGCAGCCGCUCAACUUUGUACGAAGGAUAUUGCUUUGCUCACUCGGAGAGAUGAACUAUUUACGUUAGCUCGACAGGUCUCCCGAGAAGUAACCUACAAAUAUACUUACAAAACUUCCAGGUCUAGAUGUGCAGAACAAGAGGAAUCGUCUCCCAAGCGUAUAAAGACCGAGGAUGCUUCUAUUCACAUUCAAGAAUCGCUACAGAUUUUACAACAGAGACAAGAGGGAUUAAAGGAGCAAAUGGCUCUUGCCAAGAUGAAAGGUGAUGAUGCCAUGGUUCGUCAUAUUCAGGUCCAGCUUGAAGCCAUAGCGGCUAAAUACAUAAUGCUUGUGCGUGAACAAACAGGCCAAGACAUGUUUCAAACAGAUGAGAGACAUCUGUCUGCCGCAGCUUGUCGGCAAUAUUCCGAAGAGCAGAAUUCCAGAAGCCCUUCAGCAGAGAAUGUGGAUGGACCAGCUGACAAACCACUGAAUCUCAGGAUCUCUAAUCAGCAAAGCAGGCAAAUAAUGCAGCAAAUGGUAUCUGGAGAAGAUCUACACCUGGCUAAGCAGGUGUCCAAUGAAUUAAGCAGGCUAUAUUCUAGUAAUCCAAGAGAGCCACACUCCUCAGAAAACAUAGGCACAUUGAAGGAGUUCUGUCAGACGAUUCUAAAUCAUACAGAGAAGAAGAAUGAAACAUUGAAACCUAUAAAAAUAGAGCCUGAAGAUAUUAGAUAGCCUUUUCCCAAAUCUGCCUUUCUCAAAAUGGCAUCAGCAAGUACCGUAACCAAAGCCUUAAAGACCAGUGUUGCCUCGUAUCUGUUCCAUUAUUGUGGUUUUUUUUGUUUUGUCACAGUUGCUGUGGACAAUGGUUUGUUAGUUCAGUAGAAAACUGAAUAAUUUCUGAACUGUUACUUCAUUGUUGGCUGUGUUCAUUGAGUACUACAGCUUGUUUGAGUAGUGAAUCAACUCCUGAAAACUAACCUAUUUAACAUUUUUAGAAAAAUCACUAAGAAAAGCAAACUCUAGUGAAAAUGGAUCACAGUGUUGAAACUAGGUAAUAAACAAUACAUCACCUUUUUAAACUACACUGGCUUAAGAGAUAGAUGAUGCAUUGCUUUUGUCUAGAAUCUAGUCUAGUUUAGCUUAAUGAAACCUUCCUGCUCAUUGUAUUUUUUUACUUUGAUCCAAAGUGAUGUGAUGUAUGCAUGUAAUGUCAAUGCUUAUACAAAGUACUGUAAUUAUAUAUAUUUGACAUGUUCAUUUAUCAUCAAUAAGGCAUGUGGGAUAGAAUUCAAUCAAGCACAAGUUUUGCUGAAUUAGUGUAGUUGAGGUGAACCAAAAUAGGCCACAGCGUAAGCACAACUGUUCAACCUUGCAAUGUAUCGAGAGAGGAAGAAACUGAUGUUUGAAAGCAGGUCUGAAUGUUACUGUGCAUUUCAUGCACACCUGUUGAAAGUUAUUUCCAUGUAUUAGAAGCAGUGCAAAUGUUUGACUAAAAUACAACAAAUGUUAGCAGGCUCCAUUUUUAUUUAAUUAGUUUGCAGGCCAGACAUAAGAAAAUUUUUACAUCCCUGAAUAGAGGAAAAGGGCAGAUUGUGAGAGGAUAUUAAACAUGCCAUUUUUCUAUUGAGGAGAACAUUUUUUAGCAUAUGUUCCUAUACAUUAUCCAUCAAUCUUUUAUAAUUUUUUUUUACUUUUGUUACUGUGUGAUUUAUACUAUUAAUCGUUUUUUAAAAACUUGCCACACCUUGGUUUUUAUUUGAAACUCCAGCCAUCUGCAGAUCUGAUGAGAACUGGCCAGGGAGAGUUAAUGGUAAACAAAAACUUUAGUCAAGAGCACUAUGUUUGCAACUUUCUUAUUGAAAUUAGCAGAAAUAAUGCUCUGAUUUGGACUGCAUUAAAGAUUUGUGGAACAUGUUUUUUUUAAAAACCUUUCUUUCUACUUUUAGUUCAAUGUUAAACAUCAUGUUGCAUUUUGGUUGUGGAAAAUUUAGAAAGCACAGAUAUUUUAAUCUGUGCAGGCAGUCAAAGUGCCAUAUUAUUUUUGCUACAGACUAAUCAAUAAUCAAUAUAAAAGUAGCAUUGAGGAGAAGACACACCAGGGAGGGGAAAAAAAUGCAAUAAUGACACACAAUGCUGAUUUAAUGCAUUUGAUUCGAACAGCUGAUAGUACAUUUGUGUUCAUAACAUGUAAUAAACAACCUGGUAGCUGAUUAUUACAUUUUAGCCAAACUUGAGUAUCAUUUUGUAUUAUCCAUAGUUAACUGGAGAAUAGCUGUAGAGUUAUAGUGGCAGAUUAGCUAAAAGGGGAUUGAAAGCAAUUCCCUGUGGUACAAUUCAAUUAAUUUAAAAACUGUUGUACAUUGUUGCCAUGAAAUGUUCUUGUGAAUUUCGACCUGUAAUGUACUGAUGUUACUAUAAUGUCUUGAUUGUUAGCCAGUAGUAUGUUAGAACAUAAUUUUAAACUGUCUCCCUCAUAACCCUUUAGCAACUGUAAAGUGAUGAUCAACAGUACACAUACUCUAAUAUAAUCAGUAAUAUGUUGUGCUAAUUUUAUUGUUUCCUUUUGGAAUUCAAUUUAAUGAACAUUACAAGGGUCCAAGGAUAUCUGGGAGAAUAGCUAGUGUUCUAAUGGUCUGUACUGUACUGAAAUUGUUACUUAAUUGACAAAUGGGCCAGUGUUAAUUAUUCUGAGUGGUCUGAAAAUACAGCAUAAGAUGUUUUGGAUAAACACUAAUGUAUUUAAUUUGUAAUAUAAACAUUAAAAUAUAUUUUUGGAGUUCUG